Messenger RNA from Aspergillus novofumigatus IBT 16806, 4153 nucleotides. RefSeq names its product terpenoid synthase. The transcript is spliced from 6 exons. The coding region runs from base 482 to 3733 and encodes 1083 amino acids. Gene Ontology annotation, biological process: isoprenoid biosynthetic process; regulation of protein catabolic process; ubiquitin-dependent protein catabolic process. NCBI's taxonomy places the organism in Eukaryota, Fungi, Ascomycota, Eurotiomycetes, Eurotiales, Aspergillaceae. The record is from RefSeq and is a predicted model, not a curated record. Gene Ontology annotation, molecular function: enzyme regulator activity. Gene Ontology annotation, cellular component: proteasome complex; proteasome regulatory particle, lid subcomplex.
CCAGUAGAAAGAAGAGAUAUACCUAGACUGUACAGCUGGUGACCGACUCGCAGCUUAGAAAGACGAAGCUAUCCUAUUUUACUUCUUAUCUUUCCAGUAAUUCCGUUGUCAAUAAAUUACAGUGAGGCGAGUAUUGUUCUGCAGCUGACCAGCUCCAGCAUCACAUCAGCUGCCGCUCCCAGUGAGCUUCCCCCAACUGACUAAGCCCAGUGCUGGUUCUCUCGCUGUCCAUCCAUCCAUCUCCAGGUCAACCUUGACAUCACAUCACCACUUCAUCAACUCAUCUUCCCCUACUCACCGAGGCACCAUCUCCCAUCUUUUCUUAUUUUUCUUGGUUCUUCAAUCCCUACUCUUGUUCCUUUCGUCAUUUCUUUGCAGAUUUUCUUCUUGUCCUCGGACAUUGGUCCUCUUAUUUCCCCUUCCUCCGUUCCCCGGUUCCUGCAAUCGCUCCUUGCUCAGCCGAGCUCCAAGUUGAAGAAAGAUGCCGGCCGAGAGACGUUCGUUGCGAUCGAACAGCAAGUCAGAUACUUCUUCAUCUGCUAACGGUGAAAAAGCGCGUUCCGACUCGCAGAGCUCAAGUUCCAACAAGGACAAGGCCGCGCCAAACCGCGCCGCCUCCAACAAGGCCAAAUCUCCCACACCGGCGGCUUCGUCCAACAACGUAUCUAACUCCGGUAUGGGCGAGCAGCGUGAUCAGCCGCAUACCAACGGCGUGAACGGUUCUGAAGAUAUUGAGAUGGGAGAGGAUACGGCAGGUGGGCCUACAUCCUCAUUCAACACCCGUAAGGAUCGGAAAGGUGACGAGAAGAUGACUGUUGUAGUGCCCCGUCCAAGGAAAGGACAGAACCAGGAGGAAGAUGUUGUCAUGGAGGCCGCAGAGACUGAUUCUCAGAAGCCGGGGUCGGAGGUUGAUCCCAGAGUCAAGGCCAUUCAAGAUAUCAAGAUCAACUUCACACUCCUCGAGCGAGCUGUAGCCCACUUCGACCCCAGAUUUACACUGCGCGUUCUCAGGUCGAUAUCCUCAAUGCGCAAGCACAUCACUGCUGAUGUGCUGGCAGAAGUGAUCGUUGAGACCUACCCACCAUCAAGUCCUACUGCUUCUUUCUUACUGGAAGCUAUUGAUCAAUCUGGCGCAUACGAGAGCGCCCUUGCUAGUUCGAAGAUGGAGGUCGAUUCGGAGAAGAACAAGUCUGCUCCCAAAGAAAUACUGCCAGAGGUUGAUACCUAUUUAUCCAUCCUCGUUCAGAUCUACCUCUACGACAAGAAGGAUAUUCAAGGGGGCGCAAAGUUCUCGACAGCGUUGAUUGAGCGUCUGCGGACUCUUAAUCGUCGCACGCUAGACUCUCUUGCUGCUCGCGUGUACUUUUACUACUCCCUCUUCUUCGAGCAGGUUGCUCCCCUUCCCCCAUCUCCUGCUGCGGCGGUUACCUCCAUCCGCCAGCCCUUGCUCGCUGCGCUUCGGACAGCCGUUCUCCGGAAAGAUGUCGAUACUCAGGCCACCGUGAUGACCCUUCUCCUGCGGAAUUACUUGUCCACAUCCCAUAUCUCGCAGGCUGACUUGCUCAUCUCUCACAACCGCUUUCCGCCUUCUGCAUCGAACAAUCAGAUUGCUCGGUACCUCUAUUAUCUGGGCCGUAUUCGUGCGAUUCAGCUGCAAUAUACGGAUGCUCACGGGCACCUGAUUGGUGCCACUCGCAAGUCUCCUUCGAGUCAUAGUGCUCGUGGUUUCUACCAGGCUUCCCACAAGCUGCUUGUAGUUGUUGAGCUUUUGAUGGGCGAUAUUCCCGAUCGUGCAAUCUUCCGCCAGCCUGCGCUUGAGCGCGCUUUGCACCCUUAUUUCUUACUCGUCCAAGCGGUGAGCGUUGGAGAUUUGGAUGGUUUCUUGAACAUUGUAAAUACGCACAGUGCAGCGUUCCGGAAAGAUGGUACCUACACCCUGAUCCUGCGUUUGAGGCAAAAUGUCAUCAAAACGGGUAUCCGGAUGAUGUCGUUGUCCUACUCUCGCAUCUCGCUUCGGGACAUUUGCCUGCGUUUGGGCCUGGACAGUGAGGAGUCGGCAGAAUAUAUCGUGGCCAAAGCGAUCCGCGAUGGUGUGAUUGAGGCCACCUUGGAUCAUGAGCACGGAUACAUGAAGAGCAAGGAAGUCGGAGAUAUCUAUGCCACUCGCGAGCCUGGAGAGGUGUUCCACGAACGUAUUCGCGCUUGCUUGGCUCUGCACGAUGAAAGCGUCAAGGCCAUGAGAUUUCCCAUGAAUCAGCAUCGUCUCGAGCUCAAGAGCGCACAGGAGGCUCGGGAACGGGAACGAGAGCUCGCCAAAGAGAUCCAGGAGGGAGACAUUGAUGACGAAGACGCUGGCGGUGAUUUUGACGCCAUCUACAUGAGAGCUCGAACGGUUUCGGCCUCUGGCCUUGUGCUCUCAUCUCGAAGAACACCUUCCACCUUGAUAUGCUGGCAAUGCCUCCGCGAUGACCUUCUUUCCAAACAAUCGCAGACACACGUUAGAAACUAUCACCCAACCCGGCGGAAAGAUGCCUCUCCCUUCGGCGCUGCCGUUUCUGCAGCACAGACAAUCUUCAAAGGUCUACCAAAGGCUCCUCCGGGGAUCUCGGUGGACCCAUUGAGGAUUGUAGGAAAAGAGCUCAAGUUCCUAACGAAAAAUAUUCGUCAAUUGCUCGGCUCGGGACAUCCGACUCUCGAUAAAGUGGCCAAGUAUUAUACCCGAAGCGAGGGUAAACACAUGCGUCCCCUUCUGGUGCUGCUCAUGUCUCAAGCGACUGCCUUGACUCCGGGGAAGAGUCGUCCGAACGAUGUAGCCCCAAUUUCGGUCAAUGAUCCCAUUUCCUCACCCUCGAUACUCGCCGACACGAACCCGGAUACAAACAGCCUUGUUUCAGAGUCAGCCGAGGCCCAAUAUGAUUUUGCGGGGGACGAGAACAUCCUGCCAUCCCAGCGACGACUCGCUGAGAUCACCGAAUUAAUCCACACUGCAUCGCUUCUCCACGACGACGUGAUAGAUAAUGCCGUCACCCGCCGGUCGUCCAACUCUGCGAACCUCCAAUUUGGAAACAAAAUGGCUGUCCUGGCCGGAGAUUUCCUGCUAGGCCGAGCCUCCGUUGCUCUGGCGCGCUUGAGGGACCCCGAAGUCACCGAGCUCCUCGCCACUGUGAUUGCCAACCUGGUUGAGGGCGAGUUCAUGCAGUUGAAGAACACUGUAGCGGACGAGAAAAAUCCCGUUUUCACCGACGAAACCAUCUCGUACUACUUGCAGAAGACCUAUCUGAAGACCGCUAGUCUGAUUAGCAAAUCAUGCCGCGCUGCUGCAUUGCUUGGUGGUAGUACGCCCGAGGUGGUUGAAGCUGCUUAUUCCUAUGGACGCAAUCUCGGCCUGGCGUUUCAGCUGGUGGACGAUCUGCUGGAUUAUACGGUGAGCGGGGUCGAGUUGGGCAAGCCUGCUGGCGCAGAUCUGGAACUGGGACUUGCGACUGCUCCGCUGCUCUUCGCUUGGAAACAAAACCCUGAGCUGGGUCCCCUAGUGGGCCGCAAGUUUAGCCAGGAAGGAGACGUACAAAGAGCCCGUGAGAUUGUGUAUAAGAGCGAUGGUGUUGAACAGACGCGCGCUUUGGCCCAGGAGUACGCCGAUAAGGCCGUUGCUGCCAUUAGCAACUUCCCUGACAGUGAAGCGAAGAGUGGUCUGAUCCAGAUGUGCGAGAAAACCAUGAAUCGGAGGAAGUGAAUUACUUUAAAAGGCUGCGUCAGGAGUCCGUCGGAGGAUGGUAUAUACCAGCUGGUCCUCAGGACUAAGUUGCCUACACAUUCUCCCGAUUUCAUACGCUCUCCACAUCCAACCACAGAUUGACCCAAAGUGUACAGCCGUCGAUCGCGACGUACGACCGAGUGUGACAUUAUCCUUCCACUAUCUAUGUAUCAUUAACCCUCUCCUUCUAUGAUUCCUAGAAUUUGCAUCUUUCUGUCCCCUCUCACCAAUUUAUGCCUUCCCUUUGUUUCUGCAUCUGGUUGACAGCGAUAAGAAAGGUCAUAGACAUAUGAUAAUGAGACAGGAAGACAUAAAAUGUAAUUGUCAAUAGAUCCAAUCUUUCUUCAUGUGAUUCUUAUGGGACCAUAGAUGUUUUGCUUUUAUUAGAUUAUCAAAUGC